This is a messenger RNA of Acanthosepion pharaonis, 771 nucleotides long. Lineage: Eukaryota; Metazoa; Mollusca; Cephalopoda; Sepiida; Sepiidae. The record is from the annotation of a GenBank genome assembly.
AUGGAGUGGAUGUGCAAAAAACAAAUUUCCACCCUCUCUCUUUUAAGGAAAGAUUUCUUUUCCCUGAUGCACCCUUUGGAUCUCAUUAAGACCAGAUUUCAAAUUCAAAGAGGUGCUGAAGAUCCUACUCGUUACACGUCAUUGUAUGAUUGUUUCAAGAAGAUUUCCAAAUCUGAAGGACUUUUGGGGUUUUACAAAGGAAUUCUCCCUCCAAUUUUAGCUGAAACACCAAAACGUGCCACAAAAUUCUUCACUUUUGAGCGAUAUAAAAACCUCUUUUCUAUCGGACAGCAUCUCUCACAGCCUGUUCAACAAAGCACCAUCUCAACAGCAAGAGAAAUUCUAAAGAAAGAUGGGUUUGGUAACAAAGGCUUAAACAAAGGUCUUACAUCAACUCUUGGUCGCCAUGGUGUCUUCAACAUGAUAUAUUUUAGUUUCUAUCAUAAUAUUAAAAACAUCUUGCCUGAAAAAGAGGAUAAAACUGUUGAUUUUCUUCAAAGGUUUACAAUUGGCUUUCUAUCUGGAGUCAUUGGAUCUUGUACAAACAUUCCUUUUGAUGUUGCUAAGAGUCGAAUACAAGGACCACAACCAGAAGCUGGUGUCAUUAAGUACAAGACAUGUUUCCAGACAAUAAAACUUAUAUACAAAGAAGAAGGAUAUUUGGCCCUUUACAAAGGACUUGUUCCUAAAGUUUUACGACUUGGUCCAGGUGCUGCUAUUAUGAUGAUUGUUUAUGAAAAUGUCUUCCAAUGGCUCAAAGAAAAAAUAUGA